Messenger RNA from Fusarium coffeatum, 3486 nucleotides. RefSeq lists its product as uncharacterized. Gene Ontology annotation, molecular function: protein binding. NCBI's taxonomy places the organism in Eukaryota, Fungi, Ascomycota, Sordariomycetes, Hypocreales, Nectriaceae. The transcript has a single exon. The coding region runs from base 1 to 3486 and encodes 1161 amino acids. The record is from RefSeq and is a predicted model, not a curated record.
AUGGCAACACAGGUUCCGCUGCCAGUCGAUAGCGGCGAACCCGGAACGAACCAAGGGAUUCACAAUGUCUUGGCUCGGGAUCAGAGUGUAUCUCUUGCUGGCACGUACCACGACGUGAAUAUUACGAUUGGAGAUGUCCAAAAAAGUGAGGAUCACCUAUCAAACUAUAAUUUUGGCCCGUCAACAUUCUUUUCCGUAGCGACCUUCAAAGAAGAGAUCAAACGUUGUCGCAAUGCCGUUUUCGUCAGCCAUCCAGACAUAGACAGAGAAGCCCUGGCGAACGCGAAAGGGAAAAGGGCGGAUGGUACCUGCGAAUGGAUCCUUCAAAGCCCACAUUACCAGUCGUGGCUAGCUAAGGAGUUUCCAGUCCUGCGAAUAUCUGGUGGCCCUGGUAAAGGCAAAACUGUCAUUUCGCUUUUUCUCGCCGAGGACCUCACGACGCGACUCCGAGACGGAACAGACCGUCUUCUGUCGUUCUUCUGUCGAUUCCAGGAUGCCAGAUUCAACGAUCCACUAAAUGUGUUGCGAAGCCUGGCGUAUCAACUUCUAGAAUUUAGCUAUGAUGCUACACUGGUCAACCAGGUCUUGAAAUAUUUUGAAAGUGAAGAAAAGACACGAGAUGUCUUGUCAAAUUUGGAGGGCCUAUGGAAGAUAUUGGAGACUCUAUUGGCCCAGCAAGAGCUUCCUACGGUGUGGUGCAUUGUGGAUGGAAUAGACGAGUGCGACUCGUCUGAGAAUCUCGCAGCCAAGUUCUACGAGUAUUGUGGCCGUUGUGGGAAUCCAAAUGGGGAACGCAAAUUCCAGUUUGUCAUCUUGGGCCGGAAUAUUGACGACUCUGGUGUAACACCUACCAUUAACCUCGAUAAGAGCGACAACGAAUCUGUCACGACUGACGUUGGGACUUUCAUCACAUCGAGUCUGCAGCAACUCGAAAUGAUACCGCGAUUUGCAGAAUGUCGCUCUGAGAUUACGAAACUUUUGGUUGACAAAGCCGAAGGAAUCUUUCUAUGGGUUAGCUUUAUUAUUGCAGAACUCAGCAAGAAACGAACAUGCCUCCAGAUAAUGGAUACGGUCAACGCGUUUCCUAAAGGACUAAACGCGACCUUUGCCAGGAUGCUGGGCGGAGUCGACCCGGAAUACCGUCAAGUCAGCGCAUCCAUACUAAAGUGGAUAACCUUUUCAGAAAGACCCCUUACCCUGAACGAACUGGCAGAUGCCACUGCUGAAAGCGUACUGCGAAAUCACGAUGGGGCCGGCACAGGGGUCGUGGCAGACGUCGUCUUUAUUCUGAGACCGCUACUUCAGGUGCACGAAGGAAAGGUUCUCUUUGUGCAUCAAUCAGCCAAAGAAUAUUUCACUAGCAGCCAUCGGAACUCGGAGGCACCCUUAGAAGAGUACCGUUUUACGUCCAACGAGUGCCAAGGUCCCAUCGCCCAGAGAUGCUUAGUGGUGCUCAAGGAAAGCGAUCACCAAACCAAAAAACAAACACACGAUAACAACUAUUCUACCAUCUCUCCUCUUUUUGAAUAUGCUAAAGAAUACUGGGCCUAUCAUAUUAGACUGUCCGCGACAUGCCCCAUCGAUAUUAACCGCUCGUUCUUCGUCAAUAUGGUAUUGAAACAAGAUAGCUUCCUCCAAGAGAUCUUCGAUCCACUCUUUCCGUCAUUACAUCAAGCAUGUGCGUUUGGUAUCGUCCGAUGGCUUGAGGCCCUUUACCGGCAUAAUAAGCCGCACUGGAAGGAAAACAUCAAUGUCAGGCUUCGCCCUGGGCGGUACCGGCUCCCUCAGUUACCAUCUAAACGGCUCCCUCGAUUACCAUUGUCAUGGGCAAUGGCUAGUGGUGAUGAAAGCACAAUAAGGUUUCUCCUUAACCAUGGGGCCAAAUCCCGACGUUCGAUGAGAGAAGCAUUUUCUUACGCAGCGGAAAUUGGGCAACCGGCCGCCGUGCGAAUUCUGCUUGAGAGCGGUGUUACAUUUCACUACGCUUUCAAGGAAAGGAUGAAGAAUCAACUGUGGUGCGCCCUGUUGCCUUCGGACUUUUAUGAAUGCGAUGGUGACCGGAAGUCGACCCUUAAUCUUCGCCACAAAUUCUGUUUAGAUCGUCUACAUGAUUGGAAUAUACACUGGCUCUACGCGUCCCAUACGCUCUUGAUCCAUGCAGCCUCGCAUGGACACAAACCAACAGUCCAGCUUGUUCUUGAUCACGGCGCUGAUAUUGAAGCGAAGGCAGAUUGGGGGAAUGAGAAUGCCCUGUGCGCUGCAGCCUUCGAGGGACGUCUAGAUGUUCUGAAGCUCCUCCUUGAUCGCGGAGCUAAUAUCGAGGCCAAAGAUGACCGAGGACGGACUGCCCUGUCUGUAGCAGCAUCAAGAAGACAUCUGUCUCUUGUGGAGUGCCUCCUUGGAAACCGUGCGGAUAUCGAGGCCACAGACCAUUUCGGAGCGACAGCUUUGAUGAUUUCAAUAUGGGAGAAUAACACCGACAUAGUAGGCUACCUCAUCGAUCAUGGCGCCAAUAUAUUUGCCAGGGAUUCUCCAAAUGAGACCGGUUUGAUAAAAGCCAUACUCAGAGGUCAUAUGGAAUUACUAGGAGAACUUAUUAAUUGUGGCAUUUGUGCGGACGAUGUGGCCCAAAGUAACCGCCCUCUUGCUCUCAUUGCCGUAGAGCAUACCUCUGAGCGAUUGCUACACUUCCUAUUCGAAAACGGUGUCGAUAUCAACAAAAAAUGUCCAUUUGGCGUCACCCCACUGAUCUCUGCCCUCACACUGUCUUGGGAUUCAAAAGGCUUUACCAUCCCUUCUUUUUGGAAUGGGAAGUCAUCUGCUGACAUCACAGGAAGGUUUCCUGGCCUCUUCCUUGAUACCCAACGUUCGCUGUGCAACAGGCCGUCUAUCUCGUUUGAAAAUGACGCAAUGGCAAGAACUUUACUCAGUCAAGGGGCUGAUAUAAGCCUAUGCGGAAGGGUCUGCUUCUAUGAAUCUCUCUUGGACGAUGAGAGAAUAGAGUGGGAUAGACGUAGAGCCUUGGAAGAAGGAACUGGAGGAGUGGUGUUAGAUGCGCCACCAGUCAUCUGUGCAGCCAGGCUAAGCUUAGACUGGGCUAUCAAUCUCUUACUUGAACGUGGUGCUGAUUGUAACGCGAGGGCUACGGAGUUAUACCUACCAAAACGAAAGGGAUUCUAUUUCAUACCAUCUACUAUCAGGGGUCGCCGAAAGUACUACGAAGAGAUUGAAAGAUUUCCUGAUAUUGGUUGGGAUCACAUUCCCUCCUGGCCACUACCAAAGGAAGUUUGUGCUCGCCCAGCCGGCUCGGCGCUCGUAUAUGCAUCGAUGAGUGGUCAUCUAACGACCGUUCGUCUUUUACUUAGCUACGGGGCCGAUACGAGCAUUGAGGACGGCUUUGGGAUGACAGCACUAAUGUGGGCGAUAAAGAAGGAAUUUUUGGAGAUCAAGGAGGUGUUGGAGGCACACGAUGCUGGUAGGAUAUAA